AUGCCGAUACUUCCAGACGACAAAUGUGACGACGCCUGUGUCAUGCCAGGUCAUCAAAAUCGCUCUUUGAGCUCUGCAUCAUUCUCGACGCUCGCUUUCUCUUCAAUUCCCUUAAUCCUAACAUUUCUCGUUGUUAGUCUCAUCGUUCUCCAGAAGCUAUUCCCCUUAGUAGCUGGCCUACAACAAUCCAAGGAAGAUCAACUUCAUUAUCUUCCUAGCAAUGCCCCUCCCAGUUUGCGACAAUCGCAUAAAGAACAUGGUCAAAAGACUGCGAGGAGAAAGGCUAUCGCUAUCUCAUUUUCAACCACGAUUGCAUUGGCGACUGUUCUCGCCGAAUUGAUUCUUUGCGAAAUCUCGAAUUACCUCAAUCCCGCGGCAAGGGCGUUUGCGCUCAAGAUUACUGUUCCUACACUCCUCUUCCUACUUGUUGUUCUUAUACCAUUUCUCGAGCUACAAUCGAUUAUCACGGGGCUCGGGUGGAAAUUUACUGUAUCGAAGAAAGGAGGAUUUUCAAUAAUUGCCUGGCUCCUUCAAGCUGUCGGUUUUACAAUAUGGUUGAUGGGAUUCUGGUGGUUGGGGAAAGGAAUACCCGGAACGUAUAUCCAUACAAUGGCAUCUGUACCUGGAAAGGGACUUAGCGAAGCUUGCUUGGAUAGGGUUGGCAUCAUUGGUAUUUCUCUGAUGGCACUUCUUUCUGGUUUCGCGGCUGUCUCUGCUCCUUGGCAAACAUUUGGAGCAAGGCCAAAACCUGUUUCGGAAGCUGAUAUUGCCCGCAAACAAGCAGGUCUAGACGCUACAAAUGAUAUGCUUGCUGCAAAACGAAGCCGAUUAAGGGCUCUUCAGCGUAAAGUUAAUGAUCAUCCAACUGAAGGAUUCAUGACUAAGGUUAUUGGAAGUAUACGUGGAAACGCUGAUGUACAAGAGUUGAAGUCUCUGGAGUUGGAAAUCUCCGGACUUUCAUCUAUGACUCUAGGCCUUUCGACUUCCCUAUCAAUGCUGCAAAAUCGUUACGCAUCAAAACAACGAUCCUCCUCACCUCUCGGUAAAAUCGUCUUCACGCCAAUUUCAUAUGCCUUUUCACUAUAUUGUAUAUAUCGCAUUGGAACAACCACUUUGGCCGUAUUCCGACGUCUUACCUUGCCAGCCGAUCCAUCGUUCUUCAGUUCAUCAACUACGGAUCCAGUCAAUCGUAUUCUUUCUCUAUUUGCCAAACACGUGAAUCCAACUAUUGAUCAAUUGGCAUGGUCUCGCCAAAUAUCCUUCAUCCUAUCAGCCGUAAUCCUCUUCGCUUCUUUCAAUUCUGUACUUCAGACCUUCCAUAUGCUCACCAAAAUCUCGCCCUCGCUCCUUUAUCAGGCUCAAGCUAACAUGGCACUCAUACUUGCACAAAUCAGCGCGAUGUUUGUGAUAUCCAAUGCACUACUUAUGAGAAGUAAUCUUCCAUCUGAGAUGAAAAGCGUGGUGAGCGAUGCAUUGGGUAGUCCAUUAGAGCCUGGAUUUGUUGAUACUUGGUUUGAGGGGUGGUUUUUAGUUGCUAGCCUCGGAACUGCUGUGGGAAUUUUCGUGGGAAAAAAGAUCGCCGGCUCUGGAUCCGAUUGGGAUGACGAGUAUGAAGGUGAUUUGGAGUUAGGACAAAAGCAAUCUUGA
Molecule: messenger RNA, 1647 nt
Organism: Sclerotinia sclerotiorum 1980 UF-70
Lineage: Eukaryota; Fungi; Ascomycota; Leotiomycetes; Helotiales; Sclerotiniaceae
Exons: 1
Coding region: 1-1647 (548 amino acids)
Cellular component (GO): membrane
Source: RefSeq, a predicted model, not a curated record